Etheostoma cragini (Arkansas darter) is the source of this 2563-nucleotide messenger RNA. It is a transcript of the gene rnf122, whose product is annotated as ring finger protein 122. The transcript is spliced from 6 exons. The record is from RefSeq and is a predicted model, not a curated record. Lineage: Eukaryota; Metazoa; Chordata; Actinopteri; Perciformes; Percidae. The coding region runs from base 387 to 854 and encodes 155 amino acids.
UAGUUUCUCACACAGAUGCUGCUGCUGGGUCAGUGUUAUGCCGUCUAUUAAUAAAAACCGAGUCAAAAGAACCACAGCGAGGAGGAGAAGAAGAAGAAUAAGAAGGGGGAAAUCCACAUCACCACGUCUCCUUUUUUUCAACCCGCAGGGAUGAGCCAAAUAAUGUGACAAAACCCCGCUUCAACUUUAGAAAAAACGCCUUUUAUCCACCUUUUUAUUCGUCUUUUUUUGACAGGUGCCAUUGUCUCGUUAACCUCUCACACCACUGGCAGACAGUCAGUGACUGGACUCGGGACACUUUAUUGCGGUGAUUUGUCUGCACGGGCGGCUGCGGAUUGAUAAACACGAAUCGGAUCCCGCCGACAAGGACUCCCUCUGGUGCAUUGAUGCACCCGUUUCAGUGGUGUAACGAGUGCUUCUGUGGUCUGGGACUGGUUUAUUCCAACAAGUCGUGCACCAUGCCGCCCAUCACCUUCCAGGACCUGCCACUUAACAUCUACAUGGUCAUUUUUGGGACAGGCAUCUUUGUCUUCAUCCUGAGCCUUAUCUUCUGCUGUUACUUUAUCAGCAAACUACGACACCAAGCCCAGAGUGAGCGGUUUGGAUACAGAGAGGUGGUUUUAAAAGGAGAUCCAAAAAAGUUGAAUCUUCAUGGGCAGACGUGUGCCGUGUGUCUGGAGGACUUCAAAGUGAAAGACGAGCUGGGAGUGUUGCCAUGCCAACACGCCUUUCACAGAAAGUGUCUGGUAAAGUGGCUGGAGGUGCGCUGCGUCUGCCCCAUGUGCAACAAACCUAUAGCAGGUUCCCCUGAGCAGCACCACAGCAUAGGGACUCUUUUGGAUGAACUGGUGUAACCUCUCAGCUCCUGCCAGACUGGGUGGGAUGGCGGCGCCCGGGCUAGACCAGCUGAUAUAAAUUAGCAACCAACAGAAGAGGGACACGGUUGCUGUUACACCAUCGGGGUAACCUGGCCACCACCCCCAGAAAGGGUCUGAAGGAUGCUGUUGCAUAGCAACCAUCUCAGAGAUUGCAACACAUCACUGAGAUGGCGUCUGAGAGAUUAUGUCCAGCUGCCCACACAUCACUCCACCACAUCACUCCACCACUAUUCUUUCAAGAUCCCCCUCUUUACUUGCUCCAUCACAACUUCUUUUGUUGCCUCCAGUCAGGUUAAUGGCACCACUGAAGAAGAGUUUCAUUUUUCACGGCGUUGUGGACAAGUGAGUGUUGAAGGAUGACAGCAUUGGGCAGGAGGCACUGAUCACCCUCUUGAGUAUGUGUGAGUGUUAAUGUCACUGUGGUCACUGAUAUGAAAUUACAUCAAUAUUGGCUGAGGUUAUAAAAACUCUUGCUAAAUUCUUUCAAACAAGAAGUUUGAACACGAAGCCAGAGAGAAAAUGAUAUUUCCAAAUCCUCUCGCACAAGAAUGUGUUGACAGAAGCUACACUGCUAACAAAACAAUGAAUUAUUAGCGUUUAUAAAAAUAAAACAAGUAGAACAAGGGUUUAACAAAAAUAGAAAGAAACGUCCAGAAUGGAUUAAAUAAUACUAUGGUGAAGACACAGACAGGGUUGAUUAAAACAGCUUUCAAGGAAAUUAAAAACAUAAAAAAAGGUUUGUGCCUAAGAUUAUGAACUGAAGUCACAAUGACUAAAAAAAUGAUGUAAAAGGUGGAUUCAGGUGUCAUCAUUGGGACAUAAAUUGUUCAUAUUAGAAAAAACAGCUCAAGCUGUAGUCCACAUGUAGCAAAGUCAUCAGUAUUUACAUCAAGUCAAACCAAUUAAUUUUUUAAUGAUAUGCAAACCUGUUACUGAUGUGUAAAAUUCAUGUCGGUGCCCACCUCUACAGUGAUAUCAUGUGUCUUCUACGUGUAGUUUUUCCCACUGGGAUGUUUUAUUGUCCAGACAUGUUUUUUACUGUGUUAAUAUAGAUGAAAGCAACUGACGUGUCCUGCCUUCCACUGUAACAGUUAUUUGUUGUAAUAUGUUCAUGUUUUUAGAUACUGCACUUUAAAUUCACAUAAAAACAAAGCCUUUGUUCUUCUAAAAUGUUAGACUAAGGUUUGGAUGGAGCACUUGUUUUCAUGUGUGGUGAAUCUUUUAUAAAAGUCUGUGAAAUAUCUGACAUUUUGCUUUAUCUGAAGAGACGGGAAGCAGCAGUGCAGAGCCUUGUUGUUGUUCUAUGAAUUCAUCUGGGAAGCAAUGUAUAUCUCACUUUCAUACAUUUCUGUGGGAUUAUUGCUGAUGACUCUGCUUUUGCAUUCCUCAGUCAUAGUUUUUGUGUGUGUGUGAUUAACAGCUAUUCAGAAAGCGAAACACUGCCUAAAGUUGAGCACAAAACUCACAAAAGCACAUUGCCCAGAUACAUAAGUUCCCUGCACUGUAAUUAAACGCCAAACACCGACAUGUGAGGCUGUUGAAUUCACAUGAGUCUGCGUGCCAUGAAAAGAAAAAUAAGAUAAUGUGAUUUCUUUACUCUGAUUCUGGCCACAUUCCACAUUUUGUAAUCCAAACAGAUGUAAAUAACUUCAAACAAUAAUAAAUACAGUUGUCUGCUUUGUUCA